AUCCAUCAUGGGACACACAUACAUGUACUAAAGAAAUGAGGAGAAUGACCUCACAUUCGUUCAAUUACGCUCUAAAAAAAAUAAUAAAAAUAAAACCACCCCAAUGUAUCCUAGACGUCCAAGGCUGUGGAAGUGUCUACUGCUCCGAGGACAUUGCCGAGGACGAGGUCUUUCUCUCGGUCCCAUCCUCACCUCUCGUGCUCACGGAGGCCAUCGCCCGUGACAGCCUGCCUCCCUCGGCCCAUGCACUCGACGGCCGCACAGUCUUCAUCCUCUUCUUGAUCCAGCAGUCGCUCCUCAAAGAGAAAUCGUUCUAUCAUCCGUACCUGGAUAUGAUUCCGGAACGCAUCUAUACGGCCCUGGAUUUUGAUGAGCGCGACAUGGAGCAAUUGAGGGGAACGAAUGCAUUCCUGGUGGUUCAGGAGCGAAAGUCGGACUUGAGACAGAAGUAUGAGAAGACUAUGGGGAUUGUUGGAGAGGACUUGAGGAAGGAACAGGGAUACACGUGGGAGAGGUUCUUGUGGGCAGAGACCGUGCUCUCGUCGAGGGCUUUCCCGGCAACCUUGUUUGGAGGCGGAGCUGAAGGCGAGAUUGUGUUGAUUCCACUUGGAGACAUGUUGAACCACAAAGGCCGACAAAAGCUGACGUGGAUGAAGACGCCCCAAGGAUUGGAAAUGUCUGGCAGUGCCGUCAGUAAAGGAAACCAAGUCUUUAACAACUAUGGUCCCAAGUCCAAUGAAGAAUGUAGGCAUAUCUCUUGUUCGAUGCCCUGAUACUGCACAUUCAUACUGUUCUGUUCUACAUGACAUGUAUAUUUUCGACCGCAACAAGAGACAAUGAACGAAAAUCUUCAGGAUGGACUGGACAUAAACUCGACGCUUUUUUUUUUCUUUUUCUUGUGUGAAAAAAAGUCUUGAAUGGAGCACUGCGCAUUCUUGCAGGAGGCAGCACGCGCGCUCUUAAUGCUUUCUGAUAUCUCGUAGGAAAAACAACAACAACAACAACAUUUGUUCACUCUUUUACGAAUAUGAU
Molecule: messenger RNA, 1032 nt
Organism: Gamsiella multidivaricata
Lineage: Eukaryota; Fungi; Mortierellomycota; Mortierellomycetes; Mortierellales; Mortierellaceae
Exons: 3
Coding region: 36-773 (245 amino acids)
Biological process (GO): peptidyl-lysine monomethylation
Cellular component (GO): nucleus
Molecular function (GO): protein-lysine N-methyltransferase activity
Source: RefSeq, a predicted model, not a curated record